Molecule: messenger RNA, 2076 nt
Organism: Cyphellophora europaea CBS 101466
Lineage: Eukaryota; Fungi; Ascomycota; Eurotiomycetes; Chaetothyriales; Cyphellophoraceae
Exons: 1
Coding region: 1-2076 (691 amino acids)
Source: RefSeq, a predicted model, not a curated record
AUGGAAGGCGUGUCCCUUCGUGAGGCUGGCGCCCAUGUCAGACCUGGGACUCCGCUCCGCAACCAGAUAUACCCAGCAGAUGUAUCAUUAGACGCCACCUCCCGGCCGACUGUUCGUACGCCCUCGCCUCGAGACAGCCCUCAACUGCAACCUACAUAUCACCUCAUCCCCGAACCUGAGAUCAUGCUGUCCUCACCACGGAAAUUCAGCUACGCUUCAGUCAAGGAGGACAGUACCCAAGACACCCCGCAAUCCUUUGCGUCGUCUUUGUCCUCAGAAGAGUUGGAAGAGGUCGAAUGGAUUGCCUGGCCCUGCAGCCAGUGGUGUAGGACAAAGGGUCUUUGUUCACACCACUCGGGCGGAUCUCAUGACGACUACAUCCAGGCCCGACUCGAGGGUUAUGCUCGGAGCAAUCCCCGCAAGUUGCAGAAGAUCCUUCAAGAAAUCGAGAAGAGACACAAAGCCCAACGCUACGGUAAACUACCAUCUGGUACCGUAGUCAGACUGGGACGACACAGAAGCGACUCGGGCCUGGACAUCUGGCGCGAGAAGCUCAGGAAAGUGCUGGCUCAGCCGGACGUCGAAGAUGAAGCCGCCAUUGUCUCCGACGAGGAGGAUGAUGUCUCAACGUCCUCGCGGUCCGGCACUGAGCUAGCGCCACUCGAAAUGCUGCCAAACGAGAUUCAGGACUUGAUCUUCUCCUACACCACCGUCGACCACACUGCGGAUCCCUAUGCCCGGCCACACACCGAUCUGUGCUCCCUCUCGCUGGUUUCUAAGAGCCUCCACGCAGCAGCACUGAGGGUCAUGUACCGCCAUGUAUCGAUCCCACAGUCCAAGAGCUUCACCAAGUUCCUACGCAGUCUGACAGAGGACGAGUCCUUGGGCCGCUUCGUGCAAUGGCUGGACUUCUCCCACUACUCCAACGUUGGCUUCGGCCGAGCACGAUCGACGUCCGUUCGCACGCCAUUCCUUACGCCUACUACGAUCAAAGAAUGCCUCGACCGCCUUCCACUGCUGCAAGCAUUCCUUGUGCACGAGCAUGUCGAUGACGAGCUGGAUACCCAUGUUCUCACAAAGCUGUUGCGCAUGCCUCAGAUGCACGCUCUCGACUUCACAGCCUGCUCCUCAAAGGCAUUCACUCAGUCGUUCACCCAAGUCUGCUUGGGCGAGUCUUGGCGCGACAAUAGUAUGAUCAGCUUGGGUAACUACUCGCACCCACUGAAGCGCCUGUCUCUGCAUGAAUGCACGACGCUCCAGGAGCCAGUAUUCGAGGCUCUGCUCCCUCGUUUGACCGACCUGACCCACCUCGAUGUGGCGCACACUCUCAUCAACGAUGCUGCACUUCUCUCCAUUCCUACUACUGCCCGCAUCACUCAUCUCAACCUCGAACGCUGCACUCGUUUGACUGGAGCCGGCGUCGUCCGAUUUCUCACCACUCACCCAGCGGCUAAGGACAGCAUGGUAUAUCUGAAUCUCAUGGCAGAUGCCUCGCGACAUAGACUGCUCAGCGAGGAAGAUGUCGCGCGCCUACUACCGGCUCUCCCGCGUACGCUGCGCUCACUUAAUAUCGGCGGUGCGAGAGUCAACCCGGCACAUAUUCCAGCAUUGCGAAGACUGACCGCUUACGUGGAGGAGCUUGGACUCAAGUCGGCUAACUUGGGCCUCAGCACUGACAUCACUCGCCUCUUUGCCAAUGAGGAGGACAAAACCUAUCAGAGUGCGAUCCGCUACAUUGAUUUGAACGAUAUCAAGUCGGUCACGCAGAUGAGCCUGUCAUACAGCCCAACCGCUCUGACCGGUGCACAUACCGAGCCUCUCGAGGUCAUCGAGGUCGGAGGUUCGGUCCUUGACGAGUUGAAGCGACGAACUGCCAAGAUUAAGGAUCCCGAUUGGGUUGUCCGAGAGCUUGGAAGGCGUGGCUGGUACGCCCGUCAGCCGAAGAGCCAGGGACCUGUGGAUGACGGGAGUAGGUCCUGGAAGAUGGGGGCACAUUGGUGGGGUAUGAGGAAGAUCCCCAUGGUCGCUCAAGACGUUGGUGGCAUGUACGGAUAUUUCAUGUUCAAGAGGAACUAA